AUGUUCACUCUCGUCCGCGCCGUUCUUGCUUUCGCCCUCUUCGCCUCCUGGCUGCAGGCCGUCCUCGCCGCGCCCGCACCGUACGAGGUCCAGGGCAAGCGCGACGUAUUCGUCCCGCCUGUUCUGUACCCGCGCAGCGGCACGGUCUGGACCAAGGGCCAGCGCCACAACGUUACUUGGGACACCUCCAACGCCCCCACGCAAAUCACGAACAAGCAGGGCAUCGUCCAGCUCCGCAAAGGCGACACCGCGACCCCCCUCAUCCUCGCCGCGGACUUCGACAUCCUCCUCGGGCGGAUCGAGGUCACCGUGCCGUGGGUCGUGCCCGGCAGCGACUACAGCAUCGUCCUCUUCGGCGACUCGGGCAACUUCAGCCCGACGUUCACGAUCAACGGCCCGGACAUCUUCUAA
Molecule: messenger RNA, 411 nt
Organism: Epithele typhae
Lineage: Eukaryota; Fungi; Basidiomycota; Agaricomycetes; Polyporales; Epitheliaceae
Exons: 4
Coding region: 1-411 (136 amino acids)
Source: RefSeq, a predicted model, not a curated record